GACUGAGAUGGAGACCAGCCAAGUGAUGAAGUCUCUAACCAGUACUCAGGACUACUGGCAGGUGGACAGGAUCAACAGUGAACUGAAGAUGCAUACUCUGCAGGAGGAGUUGGAGAGGAUGACUCUGGAGAAGAACCGACUGCAGGAACACUGUGGGGAUUCUUCUGGAACUGACUGUGACCAGAAUCACGUGGAGUCCAACCCCAGCGAUAAGGCAGUGCUACAGUCCUAUGAGGCCCUGGCCACUGAGAUCUCCUCUCUACACUCAGUGUUGCAACAACAGUCUGACCUGGUGAAGAAGCUAGCAACUUACAGACGAGCUGCACCAACUGUCCCUGUUCAGUGCCUGGACGAUGUGGAGAAGAACCUGAACCAUCGAACAGUCCGUAUGACCGAGCCCCGAGCCCCCUGUCCCCUCCAGCUCUGGCCGGCCCUGCCUUCCCCCGUGGGCCCUCCGGCUCUGGAGGGUCUCAGGGAGGACUACUGGCCAAACGGUCCCUGGUCCAGCCACUACCCUGGAGCCUUGGGCCUGGACAGUACGAGCCCUGUCCUCCUGCCUCCUCCUCCUCUCAACCAGGCCUCUCUAGAUGACUCCUCCUGGUCCUUCCCCUCCCCGCCCAAACCCAGCGACGCCCUCUUCUGGGAGGGCCAGAGGCAGGGUCUGAGCCAGGGCAGCCCCAUCCACUCCUCCAGGGGUAGUACCCCCAUGAGCCCUAAUGGAGACUGGGCCAAGCCCCCACCCUACUGAGGUGGAGAACCCCCUGGCUCUAAGGCUGCCCUGCCGUGCAACACCAAACCUGCCUUAAGAUGAGGAGACAACUCCUAUGGACUCUCCAGCCUGGGGAACUUGCUCCAGGAUGAUUCAACUAGCCACAGAGCAAACCACGGGAGAAGCUUCUGAUGGGCUACCCUCUGACCCGGCCCAGACACACGGAUGACUCCCCUCUGACCCAGCCCAGACACACGGAUGACUCCCCUCUGACCCGGCCCAGACACACG
Messenger RNA from Oncorhynchus tshawytscha (Chinook salmon), 999 nucleotides. RefSeq names its product 5-azacytidine-induced protein 2-like. Gene Ontology annotation, cellular component: cytoplasm. Gene Ontology annotation, biological process: canonical NF-kappaB signal transduction. The transcript is spliced from 5 exons. NCBI's taxonomy places the organism in Eukaryota, Metazoa, Chordata, Actinopteri, Salmoniformes, Salmonidae. Bases 8 to 748 code for a protein of 246 amino acids. The record is from RefSeq and is a predicted model, not a curated record.